This is a messenger RNA of Engraulis encrasicolus (European anchovy), 2699 nucleotides long. Its product is annotated as zinc finger protein OZF-like. Gene Ontology annotation, cellular component: nucleus. NCBI's taxonomy places the organism in Eukaryota, Metazoa, Chordata, Actinopteri, Clupeiformes, Engraulidae. The record is from RefSeq and is a predicted model, not a curated record. Gene Ontology annotation, biological process: regulation of transcription by RNA polymerase II. Bases 182 to 1930 code for a protein of 582 amino acids. Gene Ontology annotation, molecular function: DNA-binding transcription factor activity, RNA polymerase II-specific; RNA polymerase II cis-regulatory region sequence-specific DNA binding. The transcript has 3 exons.
AAUUGACGCUAGUUGGUUAUUGCUGCUGACACGACAUCCGAAACAAACGUGUAUAUGCGCUGGUUUCACGUUGUGCUGGCGCGAAUUUACCGGACUGGGAGACAUAAGUUGUCCUGUUUUUCCCCCGGAGUCCUUCAUUUAAUACCGAAAACCAAACACUGCACGGACAGCAGAUUAGAUAAUGGAUGAGAAGCCUGAAUUGGACCAAGACAUUAAAACUGAAGAGGAUGAGUCGUCUACUGCUCCUGGCCCAGGGUUUCUGAAGGUCGUAGUUAUUAAUGAAAAUGGAGAAGAGGAGGGAAAAGAAAGACAUGGAGGAGGAGAAGAAGAAAGAGAUGGAGAAGAAGAAGAGCAAAACGAAGAGGAGGUGUCUAGCAUUCAUGUCACAGGACUUGAGAGGGUGCUGAUCAUCAAUGGAGAAAGAGAGGAAGAAGAAGAAGAAGAAGAAAGUGAUAGAAUAGAAGAGGUGGAGGUGGAGAAGAUGUCUAGUGUUCCUGGCCCUGGGCGUCAGAGGAUUGAGGUCAUCAAUGGAGAUGAAGAGGAGGAGGAAGAAGAAGAAGAAAGAGAUGGAAUAGAAGAGGUGGAGAAGAUGUCUAGCGUUCCUGGCCCCGGGCAUCAGAGGAUGUCUAGCAUUCCUGGCGCUGGGCAUCAGAGGAUGGAGGUCACCAAUGGAGAAGGAGCGGAACAGGAAGUGGGGUCCACUGAAAGUGAGGGCCAAAGUGUCCAAUCUAAUGGAAGCCAGAAUGGAGAGGAGAACAGGAAAGGAAGACGUCGUCAAGCCAAGCCAUUUCCAUGCUCUAUUUGUGGAGAGCGCUUCACUGACAAGAUCAGACUCACAAAGCAUGAAAUGACUCAUAUUGGACAGAAAACAUUUCAAUGUUUACAAUGUGGGAAAACAUUUAACCAGAUUGCCAACCUGAAAAAACACCAGACAAUGCAUUCAGCAGAAAAAAAGCUGUUUCAAUGCUCUAAAUGUGAAAAGAAUUUUACACGAAUAAAAGAGCUCAAGCAACACAACAUUCAGGCCCAUUCAGGGCCGUUUAAAUGUCCUCUAUGCGGAAAAGGAUUUUGGCAAAAAUUGAGACUCAAUAUUCACCUGACGUCCCAUGUUGGGGAAGAACCGGUUGAGUGCGGAAAGACGUUAAGUCAAAAGGACGAUGUCAAGAGCCAUCAGGGAUCCGUCCAUAAAUCGUUUCAGUGCUCUGAAUGUGGAAAGGAGUUUAAUUACAAGAGCUGCUUGGAGAAGCAUCAGAUCAAGCACUCUGGUGCAAACGGCAACCAGAAACUUGAUGAAGGGGGAGGGCAAUCAGAGGAAAAGAGUGGAAAGAGUCUUGGUCCUGAGAACUCUCAGGAGAGCAGUGUGAAGAGGGCGAUGCCGUCCGAGGAGAGACGCUUUCAGUGCUCUCAGUGUGGAAAGAUGUUUAACCACCGGUCCAACUUGAGAAAGCACGAGGCAAUCCACUCAGGAAAAAAGCCAUUUCACUGUUCUGACUGCGGAAAGACAUUAGCACACGCAACCAGUUUCAAGGAGCACAAGAUGGUCCAUUCUGGGCACAUGAGAGCCCAUGCAGGGGAAAAAUCAUUUCAGUGUCCUCACUGUGGAAAGCGCUUUGGUAAGAAAAGCGGUCUCAAGACCCACCUUAUAUGCCUCCAUAGCACCACGGAAAAACCAUUCCAGUGCACUGUAUGCGAUAAGCGAUUCCAUUUCAAGAGGAAACUCAGCAUACAUAUGAGGACCCAUACUGGUGAGAAACCAUUUCUGUGCCCACUGUGUGGAAAGAACUUUGGUCACCAGCACGAUCUCAAAAAACACGAGAGACUCCAUACAGGGGAGAAACCAUUUCAGUGCACGCUUUGCGGAAAGACUUUUGCUCUGAUAAAUUAUCUCAAAUCCCACGAAAGGGUUCAUGCUAGGGAACAAAAUGUAUAAGUGCUCUCAUUGCUGAGUUUUGGUCACAAAAAUACUCUAAAAUAGGACUCUUGUCCCGGGCCGGUACUGGUUUGUUAUGAAGUUAUGUCUCUCCUCUGUACUUGUCUCUCUCCACUGACAGAGGGGAACAACUAAGUUUUUAACAGCACUAUAUUGUAUGUAAGGCUAAAUGUUUAGCAUUAAUCUUAUAAACCUGUUCACGUUGUGAGGAAAAAUAUUACUUUUGUAUAUAAUUGCAGCAUUAAGUAUGUAACUUGCCCUGAUCUUGUUAUUCCUAGGGAGAGGAGACUUUGGUGAGGAUGUGCACUCUGCCUAUGGGUUCACUUGAUAACUUCUUCUUCCUUCCUUCUUAUUCUCUUACUACUGUUUAUUUGUUUUAGCAAACGGUAACAUUCUCAGGGGGAGCAGGGCACAUUUUCUUUGGCAAGCCAUAUUUGUUGUCAAAGUAAUUCAGAAUUUCACUUCAAGUCAAGUGUACUUUAUUGUCAAAAAUCUCUGACACAUUCUCUGAUGCAUUCUCUGACGUGUUAUUUGAAGGAAAUGUCUUUUGGUGGCAUCCAAUCAACAGUAUUUUGUUUCUUUUCUAAAUAAAUGUAGACUUCCAUGAAUAGACCAAUGAUAUGUUUUCAAAGGGUGAAAUGUCUUAGAUAUGGAAUGGUAUUUCUCAUUGUGCACAGUACAUUGUACGGCAGGGGUAGGCAGUUAGGUUUGGGUGCAGGCCAAAAAUGUUUUCUGUCAAGGCAAGGGUAUCGCGGGUGGCAAUAAAUGU